CUAAAACAUAAUACAGUGCAAACAAACCAAACCAACCACCCACAGAUAACAGUACAUACAAGCAUAGCGUCGUCAGGCAGGCCGGGUCAAUAUCAGUCGGGCAGGUAGGUACAGGGGGGAGCAAGCAGAGAGAAUGGUCGGGGUCACAGGCCAGGUAUCAGCAGGUAGCAAGCAGCGUAGUACAGAGGUGUCAGGCAGAGGGAUGGUCAGGAGCGAGCCGGGGAUCAGAGCAGAAGUCAGCAGCAGUUCAGAUCAGGCAGGGUCAGCAAAGGAACAGAAACAGGAUGCAGGACAGAUACAGGGCCCAGGACAAACACAACACCAAGGGCAGAGUCUGUGGGUCUGGCCA
Staurois parvus is the source of this 349-nucleotide messenger RNA. The record is from the annotation of a GenBank genome assembly. NCBI's taxonomy places the organism in Eukaryota, Metazoa, Chordata, Amphibia, Anura, Ranidae.